UCGGCGGGCACCGGCACCCGCCGGGCACCGGUACCGGCACUGCACACCGGCACCGCCACGGGCGGGGGCGUCAGAGAUCGGCACCGACCUGACCUGACCUGACCUGACCCGACUCAGGGCGGGCCACAGGUGAUCGGCACCGGAGAUUGGCACCCGACACCGGCACUCUCAACCGACCCUCAGCAGGCCGGCGGACCCGGGACCGGCAGCCCUGAGCGAUCCCCGCAGGGCCGCGCUUUCGCUUUCGCCGGUCCCUCGCAGCAGAGGCGGCAGCGGCCGGGCCCGGUGCCCGGGGCUGUGAGGGGAGCGGGCACCGCACGGAGCCAUGGCCAUCGCCGCCGUGCCCGCGGCCGAGUCCCGGCUCUGCGGCAACUGCAAAAAGGACAUUCCUGCAGUCAAUUUCAUCAUCCAUGAAAUCCACUGUAGAAGAAACAUUGAAAUGUGUCCCUACUGCAGCGACUCCGUCCCAAAGUCUGAGAUGAAGAACCACAUUGAGUCUGAGCACGUGCAGGUCACCUGCAAGUGCAGGAUGAAGAUGGAGAGCAGCCUCCUGAAGGAUCAUGAGGCAUCCUCGUGUCCCCUGCGGCCCGUGCUGUGCCAGUUCUGUGACAUCCAGCUGGCCUUCAACAAGCUCCAGGAGCACGAGCUCUACUGCGGGGCCAGGACCGAGCCCUGCGGCCGCUGCGGCCGCCACGUCCUGCUCAGGGAGCUGCCGGAGCACCCGCGGCUCUGCGGGGCUCGGGGCACACCGGAGAUACCGGAGAGGGCGGCCCGGGGCGGCGGGACUCGGGACACACCGGACACACCGGACACGGACAGCGCCACCGCGUCCCGGAGCGAGGGGGGAGCCGCGGGGAGGCGGCGGGGAGCAGGGGAUGAGCCAGAGAGACCUGAACUCCUUCACUCCCAACUUGCUGAAGACUGGAAUGCUGACCUGGACUAUGUGCUGGCUCUCAGCCUGCAGAGUGAGAAUAAUGCUCAGCAUAACACUGCAGCUGACAUUGCCAGGGAUUUCUGGGAAUGUGACUACACCAAAGAGCCUGGACAAUCUGCCCACCUUGGUGCAACAGAGCUGUCCAGCAUCUUCUCCUGUGACUCUCCAGGCUCCUUUAGCACAUCAAACCACAGCAAAAUAGACAAGGACAUGACCAUGUUGCCCUGUGAGUUCUGUGAGGAGCUGUGUCCUGCUGAAGAUCUGAUCCUUCACCAGACAGGGUGUAACCCAGCAAGUGCCUUUGCCUCGUUCAGCAAGAGAAGUUCUUCUCCAAGUCCAUGGGAAUACAGUGGAGAGUCCAACAGCCACAGGACUGUUUCUUCAGCCCAGCCCCAAGCUGUGCAGGCAGAAGGAGACAUCAUGAUUCCAUGUGAAUUCUGUGGCAUCCAGCUGGAGGAGGAGAUUCUCUUUCAUCACCAGCACCACUGUGACCUGCGCCCUGCCAGCCCCACAGGUGACACUGCAGCCCAGGAGGUGCCAGCCCAGCCCCACGGGGACAGACGGGAAUCACCAGAGCCGGCUCGGCGACGGAUCCGGCACCAAGGAGAUGUUUCUCCUUGGCACGCAGAGGGCUCUGGGCAGCUGGGGCUGUGCCCUGCUGCAGGCACCAGGCUGAGAACGGAGGUGGCCAAGGCUGGGAACGCGGCACUGUCCCCUCCUGGGAGAGCCGGGGACGCUCCGGCCGCGCGGGGCAGGCCCGGCAAGGGGAGUGGCACUGAGGGGACACGGAAGGACAGAGGUGACUCUGCAGCGGGGACAGCACCCCGGGCAAGAGCUGCUCAGCACUUCCAGGCAGGAACCUUCACUGCCAGCUCCUCCAGAGCCUCUCCAGCCCAGCCAAGCUCUGGUGCCACAGGAACAGGAGGAAGGAGCCUGGGGCUGUCGGACGGGCGCAGCGGCCUCCGGCGCAGGAGCUCCAAGGCAAAAGGCCAGAGCCCAGCAGCCGGACACCCGGAGGAGUGAGCCAGGGCCUGUGGAGAACAUGGAGCACCCAGCCCUGCCCCUGGGCUCUGCUGGACUGCUGCAAGCAAAUUCUGACACUCAGCUUCAAUUUUUAGGCAGUGACCGUUUUCUAAAUCUCUAUUUUUAAUCUGUGAGAGCAAACUUAAGGUUUUUAUGUCUCUGAUUGCCUCGAGCACCACCCCCAAGGCAUCAAAUGGAGUCUUACCUUGGGCCCCACCUGAGUUCUGUGUCCGUGUGGGCUCCUUGUGCC
This is a messenger RNA of Melozone crissalis (California towhee), 2207 nucleotides long. RefSeq names its product TRAF-type zinc finger domain containing 1 (gene TRAFD1). The record is from RefSeq and is a predicted model, not a curated record. Lineage: Eukaryota; Metazoa; Chordata; Aves; Passeriformes; Passerellidae. The coding region runs from base 326 to 1957 and encodes 543 amino acids. The transcript has 11 exons.